CACCACCAUACUUUGAGGAGCCAGCUCCGGAGCAUCUUCCCCCCAUCACCCAACUCCUCACCACAUCUCGACUGCGAUUGGAACUGGGCCGUAGCCUGUUUCUAUUUAUCCAGUCUCUUCUUCUUACCCGCACAUUGCUGCUGGCCCAUGUCGACAAGCCCCCCUUGACUUCGAGAACAUUCGGUCAGGGUGCUGCCACUCUUGACAAGGACUGCCACAUCCACCAGCGUCAGAAGUUGAGACGCAGUGCAUCUCGAAAUGUCGAAGCUUUUCAUAGGCGGCCUAGCAUGGCACACCGAAGAGGCCACUCUGCGCCAAAAGUUUGAGGAGUUUGGUGUGGUUGAGGAAGCGGUGGUUGUCAAGGAUCGAGAUACCGGCCGCAGCCGUGGCUUCGGUUUUGUGCGAUACGUACAAGAAGCUGAUGCCCAAGCUGCCAUCGCCGCUAUGAACAAUGUCGAGUUUGACGGGCGAACUAUUCGUGUUGAUAAGGCAUCCGAUAAUGGUCCCCGAGGCGGAGGAGGCUUCGGCAAUCGCAACGGCGGAAUGUCCUAUGGAGGCCGAGGCGGCUACGGAGCACCGCCGGGAUCCUAUGGAGGCGCCCCCCCUGGCUACGGCGCUGCCCCGAACAUGUAUCCGCCGGCUCCGUAUGGCCGUGGUUACCCACAACCGCAGCCUCAGUAUGGCAUGCCGCCGCAAGGUUACGGCGUCCCAGCACAAUACGGCGGCUAUCCAAAUAUGCCCCAGCAGCCACCACAGCCUCCCCCCCAAGGUGGAGGCUAUUAACCAAAUCCAAUAAAGCCGCCGCAGAUUCUUAUCCAGAGUCCUUCCCUAGAGUGAGAGGCUUAGAGCCCUUCCAGAGCCGUGUUAUCGAAAAAUAAAGACCCAGGCGUGUUCUUUUGGUUUUGCGAACGGCACCCCCUAGAACUCUCGAGACGGAGCGUCCUUAGGUGCCAAAGAUAUACCCCGGAUUUGUUUUUCUUUCGAUAAAUGGAUUGAGCUGUCCAGGCUAUUAAUGCGACCUGCUUGGGGAGAAGCUCUUGGAGAGGGAGGAUUUCUUUUGUUUUUUUCACUGCCGAUUUUUACUUGCCCCGUCUUGUGCGUUUGGAAUCAAAACAGGGGGUUCCUGCACCAUUGCUUUGUGGGAGGGACUGGCCGGAUCACGGACAAGUCAAAGGAGGGAUUUCGGAUAGAGACAUCUGUAGGGGAUAUUGGAGCCAUAUUUGGCCACCUUUCUAGAAAAGGUCAACUAUAAUAUUGGCGACGUUAAUGACGGGCUAUGAUCAAUAUCUAGGUCGGCCGGCAUGAGAGAUGAGGCGGCAUUGUCUAUCAUUAGGGGAUCUGAGAGGAAAAAAAGCAUUUGCUUUCC
Molecule: messenger RNA, 1366 nt
Organism: Trichoderma virens Gv29-8
Lineage: Eukaryota; Fungi; Ascomycota; Sordariomycetes; Hypocreales; Hypocreaceae
Exons: 6
Coding region: 259-783 (174 amino acids)
Molecular function (GO): RNA binding
Source: RefSeq, a predicted model, not a curated record